Micropterus salmoides (largemouth bass) is the source of this 2337-nucleotide messenger RNA. RefSeq names its product ras-related protein rab7-like. Gene Ontology annotation, molecular function: GTPase activity; GTP binding. Gene Ontology annotation, biological process: endosome to lysosome transport; phagosome-lysosome fusion. Bases 372 to 995 code for a protein of 207 amino acids. Gene Ontology annotation, cellular component: phagocytic vesicle; late endosome; lysosome. Lineage: Eukaryota; Metazoa; Chordata; Actinopteri; Centrarchiformes; Centrarchidae. The transcript has 6 exons. The record is from RefSeq and is a predicted model, not a curated record.
GAGGAAGUGAAAGGGGAACAGAGUAGCUGAGGGUAGCAGACAGAUAGUUAGCUCGCUGGCAAGCAACACUUCAAGCAAAGUGCCAAAUUUACAUACCAGUCGUAGAUAAUUUGCCUUGGCAAUUUACGACACGUUUUUUGUAAGUGUUCACGCAAAGGGCAGCACAUUUUUCUAAGAAUUUGAAACGAGGUAUUGCCAAAUUAACGCUAGCUAACAGAGUUCAGAGCCAGUGAGCUAGGUAGCUAGCUAACGUAACGCCUAGUUAGCCACCAACGCUAACUGCCCUGAACAAUAACAGCUACUUAGCUCGCAGCCAGGUCGGUUCCUGUCAACAAGUCGCGGCUCCGGUUACAAGUUGAAACGGUUGAAAAAUGACAUCCAGAAAGAAAGUGCUCUUGAAAGUCAUCAUCCUGGGAGAUUCUGGAGUUGGGAAGACCUCCUUAAUGAACCAGUAUGUGAACAAAAAGUUUAGUAACCAGUACAAAGCUACAAUAGGAGCCGAUUUCCUGACCAAGGAGGUGAUGGUGGACGACCGGCUUGUUACAAUGCAGAUCUGGGACACAGCCGGCCAGGAGAGGUUCCAGUCUUUGGGUGUUGCGUUCUACCGUGGCGCAGACUGCUGUGUGCUUGUGUUUGAUGUGACUGCACCCAACACCUUUAAGACGCUGGACAGCUGGAGGGAUGAGUUUCUGAUCCAGGCCAGCCCUCGAGAUCCUGAGAACUUCCCCUUCGUGGUGCUAGGCAACAAGAUUGACUUGGAGAACAGACAGGUAACCACCAAAAGGGCUCAGGCAUGGUGUCAGAGUAAGAACAACAUCCCCUACUUUGAGACCAGCGCCAAAGAAGCCAUAAAUGUAGAACAGGCAUUCCAGACAAUUGCACGUAACGCCCUCAAACAAGAGACAGAGGUGGAGUUGUAUAACGAAUUCCCAGAGCCCAUAAAACUGGAUAGGAAUGACGGAGCUAAAUCUUCAGCAGAAAGUUGCAGCUGCUGAAGGAUAACUUGGACCAUCUUCUCUCUUGGCUUUCUGAAAACACCCUGUCACCGGUUCCAUCACCUGCACCUCGCUCCCAGGGAAAGGACUUCCCUAUUGGUCUUCCUCUUUCACGCCACUGUUCAUUCCAUUGACACAACCCCCCCCCACGCACAUGGAUGUACCCACACACACACACUUAGUAUACAAAUUAAUACACUAGCGUACUCUCAUAAAAUACGCUGACACAUAUAGUGCCCAAAGAUCACACGAGAGAAGAAUGAACACCCCUUCCGACCCCAAAGCCCCUGACUCAACAGUGAGUGAUCUCUUGCCCCGCCCCCCCCACAUUUUUCUGACUGUGGCCCCUGACUCUCACACUGGGGGAGCAAGAUGGAGCCACGUUCAAAGAGUGCAAUUGGGAACUCUAGAUGGGCUGGCUGAUGCUCUGUAAUGUGAGAUGAUGUUGGCUAAUGUCAGCAUCCCAAGUAUAUUAUUCUCUUUCAGUUUUGUCCUUGCUCUCUAUUGCCUACUACAAGUAAUCAAGUUGAAUCAUCAAGCAAACUUAUAUAUAUAUAAAUAAAUAUGCGCGCGCUGAUGUUAUUUCUCCAGCCAAUCUGAAAAACAUACUUUUUUUUUUUUUUGCACUUUAUUUUUAUGUUCAAGCCUUUUUAAUUGUUAUAGAGGGAUGACUGAUUUUGGGCAACGUCUGCUACUACACGUCUUUUGGUAAGCUUCAAAUUAUACCUCCACACUUUGUUCCCCCUGUCAAAUAUCCUCCUGAGAAUCUGUUCUACACUUUGGUGAUUGUACUGCCUUUUCCCUUGAAGGCUGUGUUCAUGGGUUUGUAAAUGCCUCACAGUGCAGAAGAAAGGUUCUUAAGUAGACAUUAAGCAAAGGCUGAUAACGUCACAGUGUAAAACAUGGAUUAAAUCCUUGAUAUAUUAAUAUUUGCCUUUUAUGUAACAUUACUUGUACCGCUAUUAUUACUGCUCUAUGUGUUGUGUCCUUCAUCAGACAUCUUUCAACGCUAUGGAAUUACAAUGUGUGUCACCAACACAGCAUACACCUGUCUUCUGUCAUGUCUUUGUUAUUGCUGUUCUCUCUAUCUGCUUGUAGCUCAGGUUGGCUAAGUACUUAAUAUUUUAAACGGACUGUGCAUUACGGUGUAUAGAUGAUAAAGGUAAAUGGCUGAUGGAUUGAAUUGAAAUGGAUGCUCUCUCUUUCCAUUUGAAGAAAAGAUCCAAGUUUUUGCCCUGGUAUUACUCCUUAUCCUUAUAGAAAAAAAUCACUUCGAUGCCAAUGAUGUUGUCAAAGAAAAUUGGGACAUCAAAUAAUAAAACUCUUGAAUAUAUCAAUGGUC